CAGGCAAGAGCUUUUAGACUAAGCGAUGAGGAAGCCACAAUUAGCAUUUUUCCUAUGCCAGUUGAAUAUCUGAAAUUUUGCCACCAAAAAGCAUUUUUGGGAGUUUUUUCGAUGUUUUGCGAAAUGUAAGAUUACUUAUCACUGCAUUAUCAAUUUACGUGUUCUUGUAGUCGUUGUUCUACAGAAAAUGAAAUAAUUUCUGAUGCUUUAAUAUAUCAAUAUAAGACAUUGGAAUAUCAAAUUUACAGUGAUUAUAAACAGAUUUCAUUGAAUGAUUUAUUUACAUUCAAAUCAAAAUUAUCAUUGAAUAAUUGGUUAUAUUAUUCAGUUUCUCAACUCAUUUGUACUGUAGCCGCUGAUUCUUCAGUAGAUUCCGAUAAUAAUCAUUAUCAUACUGCAGUUAUUGAAUGUGCACUACAAUGUGUUGAACAUUUAAGAAAAACAUAUUUACAAUCUCCUGAUGCACCGACUAAUGAAUAUUAUUCGAUUUUUCUCGCUGAUAAAUAUGAACAAUUAGCUGAUUUUCUCCCUUCACGUGAUUCACAGAAAAUAAGCAAUUAUAAAGAAGCCAUUAAAAUUCGAAAAAUUUGUCAAGUUGUCGAGCAUGUUAAUAAAGCUCCAUUUCUGUCGGUUACUAUUGAUUCAACGCCGGACUGUACAAAUCAUGAAAUGUACUCCGUUUUCGUUCGAUAUGUUGAAGAUUUUGAGAAUCGUUUUUAG
Messenger RNA from Didymodactylos carnosus, 720 nucleotides. Lineage: Eukaryota; Metazoa; Rotifera; Eurotatoria; Philodinida; Philodinidae. The record is from the annotation of a GenBank genome assembly.